Lytechinus pictus (painted urchin) is the source of this 5060-nucleotide messenger RNA. RefSeq lists its product as uncharacterized. Lineage: Eukaryota; Metazoa; Echinodermata; Echinoidea; Temnopleuroida; Toxopneustidae. Bases 491 to 3262 code for a protein of 923 amino acids. The record is from RefSeq and is a predicted model, not a curated record. Gene Ontology annotation, molecular function: zinc ion binding; DNA-binding transcription factor activity. The transcript has 9 exons.
AGAAGAAAUUUGGCAACGUCAAAGACCGAAUAUGGUAUUUGACGUGCAUUAGAAGUACUGGGUAGCAAAAGUCGAAUUAAAAGAAAACUAGUGAUGGGUUUGUGAUGCCAAUUGGAUAUGUUAUUAAACAAGACAUUAUAUCUUUUGAGACGUUGAGAACACCAAAAUCGGACGAGUGGUUUUCAAGAUAUUGAGCCUGAAAUGGACGCUCUCUGCAAGUCCCAGGGGCCAGGCUCAUUCGAGAUUGCACAGAAAAUGUCUCUAAUAAGAGUGGAACUCUCAGGAUUUUUGUAAAUAUCUUCAAAAUGAUAAGGAUUUUCGAAAUUUGGAAUGUGAUUUCUCGUGAUAUUUUGGAGAUACCAUAUAACGAUGGAAAGGAAUAACCUUAAAAGAAAGUAUCCCUGACCCUGGCAAGUCCUUUCUAAGAUUUCGACUUGACUAUGGUGGUCAGUCUCCAAAGAUAGAAUGUGAUGGGGUUCCAUUCUUCUACAUGCAUCGUCAUGUCCUGAUAUGUCAUCAAGGAAGGGACAGGAAUGAGAAAACCAAAGCAAGGAGAAAGGCUUUGGUACAGUUUAGCAAUGCAACGAAUCAAGAACACACUCAAAGGAAGAAGAGGAAGCUAGUUCAGGAUACUAAAAAAGUUGAUUGUCCAGCCAGUGUGUAUGUUGUACAGAUUCUCAGAUUCAUAGACUACAAACUACAGUACCAAGGAUUAGAACCAACUGGUCACUCCAAGGUCCUUGCCAAAAGACAACUGAAAGAACGAUACCAGACUGAUUCCAGCUCCAUCCAUACUGAGACCCUGUUCUAUGUCAGUCUACCACCACUGUCUUCACAUAGAGGCCAUCCAGUCAAUAACAUUGCUGCAGGGCUACGAGAAGCAUUAGAUCCCCAGAUACUUCACAAAAUAUCAGAAUUGACAGCAAAGGGCAUCUACAAAGUUCCAGAAAUCAGAAAACAUCUUGAUGAGUAUGUACAGAGCGCCCUCUUCCAUUCGUCUGAGCAACCGGAAAGGACAAGAAGACGCUACUACCCAACAGAUAUUGAUAUCCGCAAUGCCGUACAAAGAGCUAAGAAAGAGGUCCAUACCAAGGUUGACCAGAAUAAUGCUUCGAUGUUGAUUUCAUUGUGGAAACAGGAAAGUCAGGAUUUCUUUGAAUACAGACCACUGAAGCAAGGAUCUGAAGUGGACAAAUUCCUCUUCUGUUGCCAAACACGCUGGCAGAGCCGACUCCUCAACAGGUAUGGCAACUCCUUCACUGUCUUGGAUGCUGUAUACAGAAGUGCUGGAUACUCCCUUCCACUCUUUCUUCUUUCUGUGAGGACCAACAUGGGAUAUACCCCAGUUGGGAUGUUUGUCUCACAUAGCGACACAGCGGAGGACAUUGCAGAGGCGCUGAGUGUAUUUAGAAGAUGGAAUCCUGAUUGGAAUCCGGAGGGGUUCAUGGUGGAUUAUUUUGACCCGGAGAUUGAAGCUACAGAGGCGAUUUUCCCAGGAUGCACUGCAUUAUUCUGCUACCACCGUUGUGAGACCUUAUGGCAGGAUUGGCUCAGAGACUCAUCUGGGAUAUCUGAUGGGUUAGUGAGAGCUCGUAUGAUCAAGACACUGAGAAGGAUUGCAAUGGCAACCACAAUGAGAGAACAGGAAUGUGGUCUAAAGGGACUGAAGACAAUUAAUGUAUGGAAAGAGAAUGAGGCUGUUUCUACCUGGUUCAGCAUGUUCUGGUUAUCUUGUAUGAAGAGAUGGACAACCUUGUUUCAGAAUGAAAGGGUCAGAGUAGCAAUGUAUGCUGUCAAUGGCUGCAAGCAACAGAAUGACAUGUUCAACCAUCCAUAUGUGAGCGGCAAUAAAGACUGCAGCCUUAGUGAAAUGAUGACUAUACUCUACACAAAAUGCUUUCCAGGAGAAUAUCGAAAGUAUGUGGAGUUCAAUGCACGCUAUUCAAGCAGUUACCUCAAGUACAGUGCUGAUAUCCCCGCUUUCUUGCACAGUAAGCCUCGUUUUAUUGUAGAGCAUGUGGAGAAGUGCAUGACUACAACCGUCAUUUCAGAGAACAUCCAGGCCGGCCAGGAUGGCCACUUUGUUGUCAAAGGGGAUAGGAAUCAGGCUCAUCAGGUGUUCUUCGGAAAUGAGGAGAGGUAUCCCUCAUGUACUUGUUCAUACUGGACCAAACUAUAUCUGCCUUGCAAACACUUUUGUGCUAUCUUUCGGCAUGUGCCUGGUUGGUCUUGGGACCAGCUUGGAGCAGCAUAUCGUGAUAAUCCUCUGUUUCUCUUAGAUGGGGAUGUCCUAAUGGUCAGUGAUCCUAAAAAGCUUUCUCAAGAAGUCCAAAAGCUUGCCACGGAGGAGAGAAAACCAGCAGAGCCAGGAGGUUCUAUAGAGGAAUCAACAAUAAUGGCUUCGGCUGAGGAAGUGUCGAAUGCUCAAGCAGAGGAAGCAUCAAAGUCAAAGAGGCCACAGCGAGCUGCAGUCACCUGUAAACGUCUUGUAAGAAAGAACAUGGACCUUCUUGAUAAGUUGGAGUCUCAGGUUCCUCAUUUGAAGGACAAGAUUGUCCUUGAGGACAUGCUUAAUACUCUCCAAAAGCUAGUACACAGAGUACAAAGAAUCGGGACUCGAGGUAAGAAGAAUACUGUAGCAGCUCACAGAAUUUCUUUAAAAACUCAGAAGAGGAAACUUCAAAGUGACUUUGACUGGAUGACUGAGAAAAAUCAGAGCACUGUAUCCAGUUCUGAACAUGCAAAAGCCCCAUCAGCUGUGGAAGAUGAUGGAAGUAGUAUGGCCACACAACUCUGUCCAAAUGUCUUUACUUGUGUGAACAGUGAUAUUCACCAAGCUGCUGCGGGAGGUAGUCAAGAAAUUUCUGGAACUAGUCAGCAAAGUGCGAGUAGUGCUGCCUUUUCCCAUGAUAAUGAAAAUCGUAAUAUACAAAAUACCACAUUGGACAACAGUAAUGAAAUCAGUAGUGACAUGAUAGAAGCUAUUGUCCUCAACCAGAAUCUGUUCACAGGUAACUACCUACCUUUAACCGUGGAUGCUCAAGGAUCUGAGGGAACAGUAGCUGAACAUCACAAUCUCCAUGGCAACAUCACCAUUGUAACAGAGGCUCCUGUUGGCCAGGAGGUCAUGUCUACUGAGGGUGUUAUUAUUCAGACAGUUGAUCAGAUUGACCAUGAACAUUUCAUCAUUGAUUCCGUACACCAAGGUAUAACAGUCACUGUUGCUGAUGCUGAACUUGACAGAGUGUCAUCUGUUACAUAAUGAAAAUAACCCUCAUCAGUGAAAUUAUUUAUUUUUACAAAUAAGAGUAUUCUUUUUUUUGCUCCUGAAUUAUAUAGUUAUUCAUAAACUUGCAUGAAAAUCUUAUAUUAUUUUCUCUUCAAUUCACACCCAGUAGAUGAUGUCAAUGUUUAGGCCUGCAUGCAGAGUAAUCUUUGUCUACAUUAUGGAUGUAUCUAUUCCAAAGUUAAUUGUGUACUAUUUUAACAUUCUUUAACCGAACAGCACUGCAAACUGCAAAGUACAAACAAAAUCUGUCCCAAUUUUUUGUGUCAUCUUUACCUCCAAAAUAGUGUUGCAAAAAUUCAUUGAUGUUGUAAAUCCAAUGAUGUAAGUAGAAUAAGUUGUCCUCUUUUACUCCUUGAUAAAGAAAUAAUUUGUUUACAUGCUAUAAGAAUAUUUUCCAGUAGAAGUAUUUUGUAUGCUUAUAGUUUGUAUAUUUUCCAUCAUUGUUCUUACUUGCUGUAUCCGAUUCUGGAGCAAGAAAUAUAUUAGUUAUAAAGUUCAAUACUAUUAAAUAACAACUGUGCAUUGUUAAUGCAUACAUUUCAUAACAUUUUAUUUCAAAGAAUAUAAUUGUAAUAUCAUAUGUGAUGUAUGGAAUCAUUGUGGUCUUUUCUCAUAAUGUCACCCAUUUUAUGCAAAGACUUGAUGAGGGUGUUUGAGUCAUUCUUUCACGACAAAUCUCUAUAAAUUGUCAAAAAAAACUUUUAAAAAUUGCAUUGGCAUUAUUUCCUUCUACAGACAACAGGUGUAAUAUAAGUUAUUUAACUACAGCAAAGUUCAGUAUAUGUAAUUGCUUCUCAAAAUCAUAGAAAUUCACAAAUUGAACGAAUUGAAAUAUGUUUAAUUGUAAGUGAAUUCUUGUUUUAAUAGCUCUAUGAUACCCAUCACCUCAAUCAGUUUUGUAACUGCAGUUGUCCUCAUUCACAGAAGUGUGUUACCUUCAACACUUAGGUUGAAUUUCCUAAUAGGUUUUAAAUUUGCAUUUCCCCAAAGUGGGUCAAGUACUUCUAUUAAAUAAAGCACAUUAGAUUAUAUCAAGAUGAGGCACUUUAACCCAUGCGUGAACUUUAAACCCACUUUUGUUAAACUUCCAAGUGUUGAAUACAUGUUUUGAACUCAUAAAUUUGAAUGACGUCAGAUGAACCGAUUUAACCCAUGUUAAAGAGGGUGGAUAGUUUUGAUAAAUUCCCCAAAAUGUGCCUGUCACCAUUCUAAUUUAUUUGUAUAUUUUAUGAAUCUGCAUGCCCUAAAACAGUCAUGAUCUGGAUGAUGUGAAAUAAAAAGGUGUUUUACGUGAUAAAUUUUGCAAUUUUCCAUGGAAAUUUAAUUUAAUCGGGAGCCUGAUUGAAUUAGAGUUGUUGGUGUUUAAAACUUGUAAUAAGUUCCCUCAAGGGACAACCCAAGCCUAAACUCAAAGCCUAUUAAAGUCACACCCCUUCCUGAUCGAUUCAUCACGUGAAGGAGAGGUAAGGGGAGUAGCAGCCUCUGAUUAUCAGGGCUUAUUUAGUAUGUCUUGAAUACGCUUCUAGCAAAGGAGGGUUCCCCACAAAAGCAGGGCUCUUGGCAAAAAAGCAGGGAAAACAUUGCUUAGUUGUUGCUCUAUUGUUCUGUAGUUCCAACUACCUUUGGGAGUUCUGGCUAAAGAUAAUUAUUAUGGAGAAGUGAGUGCCUGUGAUUGUGUUCCAUUGCUUUUACCAGAUGUUGCAAGUCGAUAAGGCAACACAAAACUUGAAAAUUCAGUAAAUUUUCUUUACAUUCAAUGUGGAAAAAAUUU